Molecule: messenger RNA, 1223 nt
Organism: Populus nigra (black poplar)
Lineage: Eukaryota; Viridiplantae; Streptophyta; Magnoliopsida; Malpighiales; Salicaceae
Product: E3 ubiquitin-protein ligase AIRP2-like
Exons: 5
Coding region: 283-1047 (254 amino acids)
Biological process (GO): protein ubiquitination
Molecular function (GO): ubiquitin protein ligase activity
Source: RefSeq, a predicted model, not a curated record
AAAAGAAAAGGGAGAAAAAAGAUUAAAGGAGAGCAUCGUCAACAAACGAACAAGACACGGCCACCCACCACAUCAGAAUUAUACAUACGUAUUCUCUGACCAUAAAAAAAACCCAAGAGUUGUCAGUGUCCAAGCCGCCCCGAGAAAGCAAGCUAGAGACACAUACCCUAUCCCUUCUCCUUUUUAGCUAUACUCUCUCUCUCUCUCUCUCUCUGUUGUUUUUUAUUGCUUAACACACCUGCAAACCCAGUUGAGCUUGUUUUGUUGGGCUUUGAGUUGGAGAUGGAGAUGAUGCAUUAUCAGUUGAGCAACUCAUCUUACCAAGACUCCCUCAAAGUCUUGGAGGCUGAUAUCCAGCAUGCCAAUGCUUUGGCUGCUGCAAUUCCAAGGGGCAAGGAUGGAGCGCGUCUGCAGAUGAAAUUAGUUUACAAUCGCUGGGCACCUCUCCUUUUCUUUUUGCUACAACGGAUAGAUUGUUCAUGCAUUUGCCUACUCCCUAGAUAUCUAAAUUUCUUUCAUGUACUUUUAUAUAAGGUAUAUAGCGAUGGUAGACCUAGCCUAUCUAAGCACGGAAGGAAAGCAACAAUUCGGGAAUUCUAUGGUGUUAUAUCACCGUCUCUUCAACGGCUUCAUAGUAACUUAGAAGAGCUGGAAGAUGUUAAGGGAGAGAAUUCUGGCAUGGAGAGUUUGUGCAAAAAUAAGGUGGAAGGAGAUAACAAGCUUGCCAAUAUUGAUUUAGAGAGGGAAGAUGAAUGUGGAAUUUGUUUGGAGCCCUGCACCAAAAUGGUACUGCCUAAUUGCUGUCAUGCAAUGUGCAUCAAAUGCUACCGCAACUGGAACACAAGGUCAGAGUCCUGCCCAUUUUGCCGUGGCAGCUUAAAGAGAGUUAACUCGGAAGACCUAUGGGUUCUCACUUGUAACAAUGAAGUUGUUGACACAAAAGCGGUUUCCAAAGAGGAUUUGUCACGCUUCUAUCUCUACGUCAAUAGCUUGCCAAAAGAUUAUCACGAUUCCCUUUUCUUAAUGUAUUACGAGUACCUAAUAUGAAUUGAAAGUAAAUAAGAAGAAUGAUGUAUAGAGGGGAGAUGCUGACCUUCAAAUGUACAUAGAGACCGGUAAGAACUAUUGUCCCUGAUUCUUACACAAAAUGAUCGAUCUCAUCUUUUGUUGAGUCCUUGAAAGUCAGCAUCCUCGUAAUUAAUAUAAAUAUCUAAUUAUGUGAA